This is a messenger RNA of Nestor notabilis (Kea), 1356 nucleotides long. It is a transcript of the gene CDR2L, whose product is annotated as cerebellar degeneration-related protein 2-like. The transcript is spliced from 5 exons. The record is from RefSeq and is a predicted model, not a curated record. NCBI's taxonomy places the organism in Eukaryota, Metazoa, Chordata, Aves, Psittaciformes, Psittacidae. The coding region runs from base 1 to 1356 and encodes 451 amino acids.
AUGGAGGAGUUUCAGAGCGAGGAAGAGGAGCCCUGGUACGACCAGCAGGACCUGGAGCAGGACUUGCAUUUGGCCGCAGAGCUGGGGAAGACGCUGCUGGAACGUAACAAGGAGCUGGAGGACUCCCUGCAGCAGAUGUAUGCCACCAACGAGGAGCAAGUGCAGGAAAUUGAGUACCUGACCAAGCAACUGGAGAUGUUGCGGCAGAUGAAUGAACAGCAUGCAAAAGUCUAUGAGCAGCUGGACCUGACAGCACGGGACCUGGAGCUGGCUAACCAGAAGCUCGUGCUGGAAAGCAAGACAUCCCAACAGAAGAUACAGUGCUUGACAGAAACAAUCGAGGGGCUGCAGAACCAAGUGGAGGAGCUGCAGAAGCAGGUGGAGGAGAUGAGGAGCCUGGAGCAGCUCCGCAUUCGGCGGGGAACCAUCCACACCUUCCCCUGCCUUAAGGAGCUGUGCUCCAGCCCCAGGUAUGAGGAUGGAUUCCAGAUCCACAGCUCUUCCACAGAGUUCAACCAGAAGCCACUGGAGAGGGAGAACGAACGUCUCCAAGCCAUGGUGAACUCCCUCAGGUCCCAAGUCAACCAGGAGAAGCAGCGGAAGGAGAGGGUUGAGCGGGAAUACACCUCUGUUAUUCAGGAGUACUCGGACCUGGAGCAGCGGGUGUGCGAGAUGGAGAACUGCAAACUGCGCAUCAAGGAACUGGAAGCAGAGCUCCUGGAGCUACAACAGAUGAAACAAGUCAAGAAGUAUUUGCUCAGCAGAGAAGACAACUUAUCCGAGGCCCUCCUUGAGCCGCUGAAUAACGCCCCAGAAGCUGACUACAUUGACCUCUCCGAGGAGGAGGGAGGAAAAGGGCACGGGCCAUCCAUGACACCUUCCCCAAACCACCCUGUGCGGAAGAGCUGCAGCGACACUGCCCUCAACGCCAUCGUCACCAAGGACGCCGUGAGCCGGCACGAGGGCAACUACACGUUGCACGCCAACAACGUGCGCAAGAGGGGCAUGUCCAUCCUGAGGGAGGUGGAUGAGCAGUACCAUGCCUUGCUGGAAAAGUAUGAAGAGCUCCUGAGCAAAUGCCGGCAGCACAAGGACAGCGUGCGCCACACAGGGGUCCAAACGUCCCGGCCCAUCUCCCGCGACAGCUCCUUCAGAGACUUCCGAGGAGAGGGACACGAGUUUGAAGAGCGGAAAACCAUGGAGAAGACCAUCAGCAAACACGUGGAGGCUGUGGACAAGCGGCUGGAGCAGAGCCAGCCCGAGUACAAGGCUCUCUUUAAGGAGAUCUUCUCCCGCAUCCAGAAAACAAAAGCAGACAUCAACGCCACGAAGGUGAAAAACAAGAGCAGCAAAUGA